UAUGAAUUAAAAAUUAAUAAUAAAAAAGAAGAUUGUGAUGAAUUAAGAUUUGACCAAAUUUCCACAUUAUGUCGAGAUUGGACUAUUACCGAAAUAAUUUGGAAAAAUUCAAAUAAUUAUUUCCAAAGAUUUAAUUAUAUUUGUUUAAAAAUAUUGAUUCCUAAAACAAUUUUUGAAAAUUAUUUAAAAACUUUUAUAUAUUAUUAUUUUCAUCCAAGUAAUUUUAUUCAAAAUGUAAAUUCUGGUCAAGUUUGUCGAAUAGAAGAUGAAUUUAGUUUUAUUUAUGACCUUCAUAGAAAUAGAGAAA
Molecule: messenger RNA, 307 nt
Organism: Racocetra fulgida
Lineage: Eukaryota; Fungi; Glomeromycota; Glomeromycetes; Diversisporales; Gigasporaceae
Source: the annotation of a GenBank genome assembly